CGCUUGACGACACGCGCAGACCUCCAGGCAGACGCGGCGGCGACAAUCACGGACUCAGAACGCGCGGCACGGCCACGGACGUCUGUGAAGUCAGUGUCCCGCUGUUUGCCUGAACGUAGCUAACCCCGCCCGCUCUCUCGGACAUAACCGAUACACGGACACGCGCAGCGGAGAGGCGGAAAAUUAUGGCGACGUUGGGACCGGAGUCGGCUCGCCCCCCUCUGGGUUCUUCUCCGUUAGUCCAGGCUCACAUCGGCAGCGCCAACCUGCCUCCCAACCGGGGCUUGGAGCGGGCGCUGGAGGAGGCGGCGGCCAGCGGCGUCCUCAACCUCAGCUGCCGAAAACUAAAGGAGUUUCCCCGGACAGCAGCCAACCACGACCUGUCGGACACGGUGGAAGCAGACCUAUCAAAAAACCGACUAACCGACGUCCCCUCAGAGGUAUGCCAUCUGGUUGCCUUGGAAACACUAAACUUGUACCACAACUGCAUCAGGUCCAUCCCAGACAGCAUCAUCAGCCUGCAGUCGCUCACCUCCUUAAACCUCAGUCGUAACCAGCUGGGCUCCCUGCCGGCCUGCCUGUGCGGUUUACCUCUGAGAGUCCUCAACGCCAGCAACAACAAGCUGGUCAGCCUGCCCGAGACCAUUGGACAACUGCAGAGCCUCAUGGAGCUGGACAUCAGCUGCAACGAGAUCACAGCUCUUCCUCGUCACAUCGGCAGACUCAAAGCUCUGCGCGAGCUAAACGUGCGCCGAAACCUUCUCUGUGUCCUGCCAGAAGACCUGGCUGAUCUUCCCCUGGUGAAGUUUGAUUUCUCCUGUAACAAAGUGUCCACCAUCCCAGUGUGUUACAGGAAGAUGAAACAGCUCCAGUCUCUCCAGUUAGAAAACAAUCCACUGCAGAGUCCACCCGCACAGAUCUGUAUAAAGGGCAAAGUUCACAUAUUCAAGUAUCUGAGCAUUGAGGCGUGUCGCAGCGAGAAGAUGCCUGACUCUCUCUACCUGCCUGUCAUGGGGCGAAUCAACUUAUCAAGGCCCACCACUGGCAGUGUGGAAGACAUGGAGCAGCAGAAGAAGCAGGACAGUGACUCAGGAGUCGGCAGCGACAACGGAGACAAGAGACUGUCUGCUACUGAGCCGUCAGAUGAAGACAGUCUGAGCCUUAAUGUGCCGAUGAGUCACAUCACAGAGGAGGGAAUCGGCAAAGACGACUCGAGUGAACACAUCAGCUCUCUGACAGCAGACCCAAACUCUGACUCGGUGCAACUGAUUGAGGAGAGCCCUACGGAAGCCCUGAGAGACCAGAACAGAGACUCUUCUCUCAGCACUCGCUUCAUCAACUACAUCAAGGGUAGGACGGCAGCAGACUUCGACGAGCCCCUCAGGAUAGAAGAAGACUCUCACUGGUCAACAGAACAAACGUCAAAAGUCACAGGGGGCACAGAGCUCCACAUUGACAUGAUCAACCAGCUAAAAGAGGCUGUGGAACUGCUGCAGGACCCCAGCAGGGUGAACACAGAGGAAGAUUUGUCUGGAGUCCAGCUCUAUCCAGUGGAGAUGGUCACAGUGGACGAGUCACUCAAUGGGCAGGACAGUGAUGACGGCGCCACAACACCAAAGCGAAAUGACAGAUCUCCAGUGAGCGGACCUCCAUCCUUCUCCAGCCCACCCUUUGGACUGAAACCUCGUUCGGCUCCACCCUCGCUGCCCUGCUCGCCCCCGCCUUCCUGUCUCGACCCCUCCCUCCUCCCACAGGCCUCGCCCCUCCAUAGAGAUACACCUCGUAGCCAUGACGACGGAGGCAAUCACAGCCGGGUGUUCCUGCGGAGCCACAAGAGCCUGGAGUCUGUGGAUCCUCAGUUCACCAUGAGAAGAAAGAUGGAGCAGCUGCGGGAGGAACUGGAGCUCAUGGAGCAGCUGAGAGAUAGCAUCGAGAGCAGACUGAAGGUCGUCCUUCCUGAAGACCUUGGUUCGUCUCUGAUGGACGGCGUCGUGCUCUGCCAUCUGGCCAAUCACAUUCGCCCGCGCUCUGUCGCCAGCAUCCACGUCCCCUCACCUGCAGUGCCCAAACUCAGCAUGGCCAAGUGUCGGAGGAAUGUGGAGAACUUUCUGGAUGCCUGUAGAAAAAUAGGUGUACCAGAGGACAAACUGUGUCUUCCUCACCACAUCCUGGAGGAGAAAGGCCUGGUCAAAGUGUGCAUCACGGUGCAGGCUCUGGUGGAUGAGGCCUCCCCCAGACACUCUGCCCAGACGUGAGCAGCAAAGAUGGGCGGAGCUUCAACCGACUGACACGUACCACAGACACACACCCAGAUCAAAUCGCUGAUGUGAUUUCACACAACGCUAAAAAAAGCCUCCGAUCCUUCAUGAACAUAAGUAACAGAGUGUUUUUUUGUUUUGUUUUGUUUUUUAAAAUAGUAUUCAAGGAUAAAAAUGGUGUUAAGGGAACUAAACCCAUCAGAAGUGUAUUAUCUACUAAUUCAUAAGAGGACAGUUUUUUGGACAAUUAAGAUUUUACCAUCGUGCCAAGCCAAGGGUGUGCUAGAAAACUCGAAUUAUCGGGGGGUUUUUUGUUUGUUUGUUUGUUUUAUGUCAUCUUCUUACACUGGUUGGUACCAUACUUUUGAACCAUGAAGACCACUGUGACAGAAAGUGAAAUUGGAUUUUGACAGUAGAACCAGAAAAGUUUGGGGAAAAUAUCACAAAUAACGUGAGAGAAAAGGCUCAAACUUUAGAAAAUGUCAUAAUAAAUUAUACAAAAUAUAGAUUUAUUCUUUUGAAAUAAUGAUUUUAUAAUUCUUCCAUUCAAUUAUUUACCUCAAUUUUCUUUUUUUAAUACAACUUAAUUGGUACAUUCUUUAAAAAAAAAAAAUGCAUCUUUUCUCUCAAAAUCAAUGUUUUCUUUCUCUGACUGUGGCUCUGGUAAUGUGUUGUUUUAAAUCCACGAUUGAACUCUAAAUUGCGAGCGGAUUGGCUGGAGCCAAAGCCUUUAGCGUACUGCAGUCGCACCAACUUCACCAGGUUAUAUCAUGCUGUCUAUGCACACGUUAGCAAAUGAUUUUUAUUAAAUUAUCAGUUAUGUUUCUACAGAUUUUUUUUUUCCUACUGAGGUUUCUGGUGAAGUGUUUUUGGACUGUGUGAGUAAUUAGUGUGUUGCUCUCACUACCCUGAAAAGAAUAAAACCAAAAUACUUUAGUCUUAAUGUAGAGGGAGUCGGCUGAAACCUGCAGUUUGUAUUUAAACACGAAACUAUUUAUAAUAUAAAGAGAUGCAGAGAAAAGCCGCUUGAGUUGUUGUAUACAGUCAAAAAAAAAGAAGGCCAAAAUAUUUUUCUCUAAUAUAUUUUAGGUAUAACUGUAUGUGUUUUAUACAUUUUUAGUAGUAUGACUUUGUGUGGAGCUGUCUGCUCAUCCAUGAGGCAGGUCUGAGUGUGCAUUAGUCUGGGGACACUAAUCUGUGUUUCUCAAGCUUCUGAUGGAUUAAAGUCCAGGUGAUUAUUUUGUUACCCUCCAUCCUUUUACGUGUGUUGGUAGUCAGCGCUCACAUAAGGAACCUGGAAACGUUUUCGGACUUGGUCCGUGAAGCUACUACUUAUUGUGGUAUUUGUCAUGAGAUGCAAUUUGCUAAUGUGCCAAAACAUGUGGUGGUAGUGGAACAAAUGAACAAACAAAAGCAAAAACCAGUCAGUGUGUCAAGGGAACAUUAUGCAUCACUGUGGUCAUGGAUGAAUUACUGAACAGGCCUACAGGCACAGCUACAGGGACCCACGGUCAGGGUGGCCCAGCUCAGAGCCCCAAUUUGAAGGGAUCAGCUAAUUUCAUCUGGAACAUUUAAAAAAAAAAGAAAAGAAAACACAGA
Molecule: messenger RNA, 3857 nt
Organism: Oreochromis aureus
Lineage: Eukaryota; Metazoa; Chordata; Actinopteri; Cichliformes; Cichlidae
Gene: lrch1
Product: leucine-rich repeats and calponin homology (CH) domain containing 1
Exons: 19
Coding region: 186-2255 (689 amino acids)
Molecular function (GO): protein binding
Source: RefSeq, a predicted model, not a curated record